AUCUCCGACAUCUACAUCAGCGGGGAGUCGGGGGAUAUGUCGGCCAAGGAGAAGCUGCUUCUGUGGACACAGAAGGUGACGGCAGGAUACAUCGGGAUGAAGUGCACCAACUUCUCAUCUUGCUGGAGCGAUGGGAAGAUGUUCAACGCGCUCAUCCACAGAUACAGGCCGGAUCUGGUGGAUAUGGAGAGGGUGCAGAUCCAGAGUAACCGGGAGAACCUGGAGCAGGCCUUCGAGAUCGCCGAGCGGCUGGGGGUCACACGGCUGCUGGAUGCCGAAGAUGUGGACGUCCCCUCUCCGGACGAGAAAUCCGUAAUAACUUACGUGUCUUCAAUCUACGAUGCCUUUCCCAAAGUCCCCGAGGGAGGAGAAGGGAUCAGCGCUAUUGAGGUGGAUUCGAGGUGGCUGGAGUACCAGAGCCGCGUGGAGUCCCUCAUCUCGUGGAUCAAGCAGCACACGAUACUCAUGUCAGAUAAAUCCUUCCCCCAGAACCCUGUAGAGCUAAAGGCACUUUAUAACCAGUACAUACACUUCAAAGAAACUGAAAUCCCAGCAAAAGAGCAGGAAAAAGGAGGGAUAGAGGAGCUCUACAAACUGUUAGAGGUAUGGAUUGAAUUUGGACGCAUCAAGUUACCCCAGGGGUACCACCCCAACGACGUGGAGGAGGAGUGGGGGAAGCUCAUCAUAGAGAUGCUGGAGCGCGAGAAGCUCCUGCGGCCGGCAGUGGAGAGGCUGGAAUUGCUGCUGCAAAUCGCUAACAAAAUCCAGAAUGGUGCUCUGAGCUGUGAAGAAAAACUCACUCUCGCAAAGAACACGCUGCAGGCUGACGCUGCUCACCUGGAGUCGGGCCAGCCAGUGCAGUACGAAUCCGACGUGGUCGUGUAUCUGCAGGAGUGCGAGGGGCUCAUCCGCCAGCUACAGGUGGAUGUGCAGAUCCUUCGGGAUGAGAAUUACUAUCAGCUGGAGGAGCUGGUGUUCAGGAUCAUGCGGCUGCAGGACGAGCUGGUGACGCUGAGGCUGGAAUGCAGUAACCUGUACAGGAAAGGGCACUUCUCCUCCCUGGAGCUGGUGCCCAGUGCCACGCUGAGCACCACGCACUUGAAGGGCGAGUCCCUGACCAAAGGGCUGCACACCUCCUCUGCCUCCUGGUUCCGGAAGCCCAUGACCAGGACGGAGCUGGUGGCCAUCUCUUCUUCCGAAGAUGAAGGCAGCCUCCGGUUUGUGUACGAGCUGCUGGCCUGGGUGGAGGAAAUGCAGAUGAGACUGGAGCGGGCAGAGUGGGGGACCGACCUGCCGAGCGUGGAAACCCAGCUGGAGACCCAGCGGCACGUCCAUACCAGCGUGGAGGACCUGGGCUCCAGUGUAAAGGAGGCCAGGAUGUACGAGGGUAAAAUGUCUCAGAAUUUCCGCGCUAGCUACACGGAGACGCUUGGCAAGCUGGAGACGCAGUACUGCAAGCUGAUGGAAACCUCGAGCUUUCGGCUGAGACACCUCCAGAGCUUGCACGGGUUUGUGUCUCGGGCCACGGCCGAGCUGAUUUGGCUGAAUGAGAAGGAGGAGGAGGAGCUGGCCUACGACUGGAGCAACAACAACCCUAACAUUGCAGCCAAAAAGACCUACUUCUCGGAGCUGACGAUGGAGCUGGAAGAGAAGCAGGACAUCUUCCGCUCCCUCCAAGACACGGCCGAGCUGCUGUCCCUGGAGAACCACCCGGCCAAGCAAACCGUAGAGGCCUACAGUGCUGCCGUGCAGACUCAGUGGCAGUGGAUUAAGCAGCUCUGCCUCUGCGUGGAACAGCACGUGAAGGAGAACGCUGCCUAUUUUCAGUUCUUCAGUGACGCCCGGGAGUCGGAGACCUACCUGCGCAACCUGCAGGACUCCAUCAAAAGGAAGUAUUCUUGUGACCAUAACACAAGCCUGACGCGGCUGGAGGACCUGCUUCAGGACUCCAUGGACGAGAAGGAGCAGCUCAUUCAGUCGAAGAGCUCCGUCGCCAGCCUGGUGGGACGGUCCAAAACCAUCGUUCAGCUCCGGCCCAGGAACCCGGAGCACCUCGUGAAGAGCACGAUCCCCAUCAAGGCUGUUUGUGACUAUCGGCAGAUCGAGAUCACGAUCUGUAGGAACGACGAGUGUGUGCUGGAGGACAAUUCCCAGAGGACCAAGUGGAAGGUGAUCAGCCCCACGGGGAACGAGGCCAUGGUCCCCUCCGUCUGCUUCCUCAUCCCCCCGCCCAACAAAGAGGCCAUCGAGAUGGCCAACAGGGUAGAGCAGUUGUACCAGAAGGUGAUGGCUCUCUGGCACCAGCUCCACAUGAACACAAAGAGCCUGAUCUCCUGGAACUACCUGCGGAAGGACAUAGCCCUGGUGCAAAGCUUCAGCAUGGAGAAGCUCAGAUCCUUAGCGCAAGGGGAAUGCCAGCAAGCCUUGAAGAGCCUCCAGGCACACUACGAGGACUUCGUGCAGGACAGCCGGGACUCGGAGCUCUUCUCGGUGUCGGACCGGCUGCGCCUGGAGGAGGAAGUGGAGUCUUCCAAGGAACACAUCCGGCAGCUGCUGGAGUCCAUGGAGAACGAAGACAAGGAUGAGACCGUUGCCAGGACAUAUCUCUCUGAGCUCAAGAAUAUCCGUCUGCGCCUGGAGGAAUGUGAGCAGAGGCUAGUGAGCCGAAUCCAGUCCCCAAGCAGCACCCGAGCAGAUGGUGACACUAUCCAGGAAAACACCAUCCGCAUCGCGGAGCAGGAGCGCAUGCAGGAGGAUCUGCGGCGGGUGGCGGGCGUUGUUUCUGAGAGAUGCUACAGCUUCCUCGACAAGGCACCCGCGGGGUCCAGCACGCCUCACUUGCGUUCUGAACUUGACUUGGUGGUGAACAAGAUGGACCAGAUGUACGGGCUGUCUUCCAUCUACCUGGACAAGUUGAAGACGGUUGAUGUUAUUAUUCGUAACACCCAAGGAGCAGAGUCUCUGGUGAAAGGGUACGAGGUGAAGCUGAGCCAGGAGGAAGCAGUCCCCGCCGACCUGGCAGCUAUUCAGUCUCACCGAGCAGCCCUGCAGCAGUGGCUCGGGGAAGCGAAGGACAAGAGCUCGGUCUUCUCCACGUUGGAGGAGGAGAUGGCAAAGGCGAAGGCGGUGGGAGAGCAGCUGUACCGGCUGAGACAAGAGCGCAGCAUCGACCUGGAGCGCUAUCAGGAGAAGGGAAGCCAGCUGUGGGAUCGCUGGCAGCGAGUCUGCGCCCAGAUUGAGACCCGCCACGCAGAGCUGGAGAGCAUCCAGGAGGUGCUGAGUGAUUACCGGCAGUGCCACAGUGCCCUGAUCCAGUGGAUCGAGGAGAUCACGGUCCAGCAGGAGCUGAUGAAGCCUGGGCAGGCGGAGGAGAGCCGAGUGCUGUCGGAGCAGCUGAGCCAGCAAACGGCUUUGGCUGCAGAAAUCGAGAAAAAUCAAGCCAAACUGGACCAAUGUCAGAAAUUCUCCCAGCAAUACUCGGCUGCCGUCAAGGACUACGAGUUGCAGCUCAUGACGUACAGGGCGUUCGUUGAGUCACAGCAGAAGUCUCCCAUGAAACGCCGACGCAUGCUCUCGUCCUCAGAUGCCAUCACGCAGGAGUUCAUGGAUUUGCGGACUCGCUAUACGGCUCUGGUGACGUUAACCACGCAGCACGUGAAGUACAUCAGCGAUGCUCUCCGGCGGCUGGAGGAGGAGGAGAAAGUGGUGGAGGAGGAGAAGCAGGAGCAUGUCGACAAGGUGAAGGAGCUCCUGGGCUGGGCCCUGGGCGUGAAGCAGAGCGUGCAGGGCAGGACGGCCGCUGCCGGGGGCAGAGAGCUGGGCGACAUCGAGAAAUCCAUCUCGGAGCAGCAGGCCCUGAAUGAGGAGCUGGCUAUGAAGAAGGAGCAGGUUUCUGAGGCCAUCAAAACUUCACAAAUCUUCCUGGCAAAACACAGCCACAAGCUUUCCCAUCCAGAGAAGGAACAGAUUUCUGCUCAGAUCGGUGCCCUCAAGGAGACCUACCAGGGACUCUGCAACGACUCCACGGAGCAGCUCCAGCAGCUCCAGAGCCAGCUGGCUCAGGAGACAGAGCACAAGGGCAGCGAAGCAGUGGCAGGAGUGAUCGAUCUUGGCACGGUAGAAAUAUUCCCUGUCUUUGGUGCCAUGCAGAGAGGUCUUAUAGAUCAGGACACUGGCCUCGUCCUCUUGGAGGCCCAGGUUAUCACAUCUGACUUAGUUGUUCCAGAGACCAGUGAGAAACUCUCCUUGGAGAAAGGUCUGGCAAGAAACAUCAUCGAUCUCAGGACGUUCCAGGUGCUGCAGGAAUUGAAGGAUGCUCUCCACCGGGUGGAAGAAGUCAGACGUGAAGGGAGGCAGCUCCUACCUGUUGUUGCUGCGAUAGAAGAGGGGAGGAUCAGUGAGAGCGUUGGGCUAAAGAUUCUUGAAGCUGAGCUCGUCACUGGGGGCUUUAAAGUCCGUCGGGGCAGAAUCAGCAUGGAGACAGCGGUGCAGGAAAGACUCCUUACCCCCCAGCUUUAUUCCAGACUUGUAUCUCACCUGGAGGGUGGCAAGGAUUUGAUUGACCCCAACACUGCUGAAAAAAUCAGUCUAUCCGAGCUCAUGCACCGAUGCAUCGUCCACCAAGAGACUGGACUGAGGCUGCUCCCAGUCAAGCAGCUGGCGGGUGGGAUGGUGAGCUUGAAAUCGGGCAGAAAAGUCAGCAUCUUCCGUGCAGUCCAGGAAGGGCUGAUAGACAGGGAGGUAACGGUCAGGUUGCUGGAAGCCCACCUCUUUGCUGGUGGCAUUGUUGACCCUAGGACAGGGCACAGGCUGACUGUUGAUGAGGCCGUGAGACAUAAUUUAAUUGACCAGGAUUUGGCAUGCACCCUUCUUAUCCGGCAGCUUCAGACGGGUGGCAUCAUUGAUACCGUCACGGGAGAGAGGCUGACAAUUGAUGAAGCUGUAAGGAAGGAGUUAGUAGCACCAAGGAUUGCAUUGGUGGUCCUGGAAUCCCUGUGGUCCUUCAUGGGGCUCCUGUGGCCAGAGACAGGGGAGAUUGUCCCAGUUGCAGAUGCUUUAGAGCAAGGAAUCCUAUCUACAGAGCUGGUUUACAAGAUUCUCAGCAAAAGGCAACUCAUUAAGGCGGUCUUUAUACCAGAAACCACUGAGGUUUUGUCCUGGAAGAAGGCAGUUGAACAUGGCAUCUUGGAGAGAGAUGUGGCGAAGAAGCUGAAAUCAACAGUCAUACCUGAUGUCAUGGCCAGCAUGCAGCUUGCUGGCUCUCCAAGCAGAAGCAGGCAUGGCCAAAGCUCUUCUGGAAGGAGUCCCACAGGUCCCAAAGAGCGAAGUGACCCUCUGCUAAGGAGCGACGAUGAAAGGCUGAUGUUCCACUUGAUGACCCACAGCUACAUCAACGUCCGUGAUGGCCAGAAGCUGCUCUUAGUGGACGGAGAGUUGAACAAUCUCACUAAAGCCCUUAUCCAAAGCCAAGAAAAUGGAUCCUGUGCACACACAUUGGAAGGCAGUGAAGGCUUCGAGGAGACGAAGGCAAAUGCAGCUCUUGAAAGCGAGCCGUGCAAUGGUUUGGCUUUGCAGCAGCUUGAGUUUCAGUUUGUUCCUUCAAAAGAACAAAGUGGAAAGGUCCUGCCACCCAGAACUGCUUUGGAGAAUGGGGAGGUGGUGAUGGGACCUGAAAGCCUCCUGUUAGAGGAUGCAGAAGAUAUCUGCUCUCGCUUCUCUACAAGCAGGGUUUAUACCGAACAGGCUGCCGUCAAGAGUGAGACUGAUGCUGAGUUUGGAAGAGAGCAAGUAACUUCUACAAGCAAGGACAAACGUCAGGUAAAGUUAUCGAUGCCAGGAGGUCCUGGUGACCUUGGUAGUGGAUUCAGAGAAACAGAGGAAAUGAUGAUUGAGGCAGAAGACGGCUCCAAGCCUACUACAGAAGAUGGAGUGGAAAGUGUCAAAGAUCAGAAGAGGGCAUUGGAAAGCGGGGCAGUUGUGAAAAGUGAAAUCUGCAUAUCGAUGGAUGUUUCGGAAAGUAGAGAAAGACUGGAAAUCAUGGCAGAGAGGUCUCAGGGUGUGGAGGAACCUGAAGUAGAGGCCGAAGGUGUUAGAGAGAUUUAUUUGCUAAAUGAGGAAACAAUUGAGAGUGCCGUGCUGGGAGGAGAGGAGAUGGUGCUGCCUCAAGCUGGAGAGGCAGAGCAGAGAGAGAGGCAAAGCGAAAACGUGGCAAGUGUGUUGGAAGUGGAAGAAGGAGAGGGGAAAGAAGUACUAGGUGAUGAGGAUGUUGUUGAAACAUCCCUGCCAGCCCCUGCGGAGCGGGAAGCAGAGGACACUUUGGAAGUGCUCUUAAGGCAGCUCCGAAGCGGUGGCAUAAUCCAUGAGCAGACAGGCAAGACUCUUCUUCUAAAUGAAGCCGUUGGCCGUGGAGUGGUGCCCGGCCACACAGCAGUGAAACUGAUGGAGAAGAUGAGGAUGUUCAGUGGCUUCUUUGACUCUCACACGUGUGAAUCGCUGACCACUGAGGAUGUCAUUGAAGAAGGUCUGAUGGAUGAGAAGCUUCUCCAGAAGGUACUCGCCUCUGACAAAGCGAUAAGUGGCGUUCUUGACCCAGGCAAUAACUUUGUCUACUCUGUCAAGGAUGCGGCUGCCGUUGGCCUUCUGGACAAAGAAACGGCAAUGAGGAUCUUGGAAGGGCAAGUGGUUACUGGGGGGAUUGUUGACUUGAAACGUGGCAAAAAAAUAUCGGUCACUUUGGCUUCAAAUCUGGGCCUCAUAGAGCCAACAAGUCAGAAAGAGCUGAUCAAGCUGGAGAAGGCUUGCAAAGGGAAAGGCACUGAUGAGGUGACCAGGCAGAAGCUCGUCAGCUUACAGGCUGAGACCAGUGGAAUUGUGGAUCCCGAAACGAAGCAGCCUUUGACUGUUGCGCAGUCUGUUGAAAAAGGGCUCCUGAAAAAGGAAAAAGCUUUUCAGCUCUUGACAAAGCAGAUUGCUGAUGGAGGGAUCAUCCAUCACGUGUCUGGAAUGAGGCUUUCGGUAAACAACGCAAUGAGACAUGGUUUGAUUGAUCAAGAUCUAUGUAACGAACUCACGAAAGCUGAAAGCGUGUGCCUGCAGGACUACGUUCAUCCAGUUACAAAGGAGAAACUGUCCUUGCCCCAGGCGGUGUCGUUAGGGCUCGUUAGUCCGGACUUCCAGAGGGAAGUGCAAGAGAUCCAGGCUGGGAGUGGAAGCAUUUUUGAUCCUGCUUCUGGCCAGAGAGUGGCUCUCUGUCAAGCGGUAAAGGAGGGCUUGCUGCCUGAGCAGGUUAUGGAGAAGGUCCUGUCAUCUUCAGAGAUGAAAGAAGGAAUUGUAGAUCCCGAGACCUGCAUGAUCGUUCCCUACUCGGAGUUCAUAAAGAAGUGUAAAAUUGACGUUGAAUCUGGCCAGAGGUAUCUGGCGGUCCAUCCCUUCAGAGCCAUCAAGGAUGAGGUGACGGGGACCAAGCUGACGUGUGCCGAGGCGGUGAGGCUGGGGAAGGUGGACCCUCUGCCCACCCUGCGGUUGCUGCAGGCUCAGGCCGACAGCGGGGGGGUCGUGGAGGGGACGGUCAGCGAGAGGCUCUCCCUGAGGGCUGCCCUGGAGCGAGGGCUGCUGGAUGAGGAGAUGGCCAAACUCAUCGCCACCAACCAGAUGAGGACUGGGGGAAUUGUCGAUGCUAGCAGUGGGAAAAGAUUGACUUUAAAGGAAGCUGUUAAAAAAGAACUGAUUAGUCAAAAAUUAGCUGCCAGUCUUCAGGAUGCACAAAUAGCCGACGGGGAACACGGUUCUGAGGUCUGCAGAGCAGAUAAACCCCACCUUUUCCAGGAAAAAAUGUCUCCAAAAGAAGAGGAUGUUGUCCUCUCUACCCGUGCUGCCAAGAAGUCUGAUGGUGCUGAGCACAAAGCUGAAUCUGAAGCGGCGAGCUACGACACAGCCGGAGGUGCGGCCGCUGCCACCAAGAAAACCCCAGUGACACUGAGGGAAGGGAAAUCCAAACCUCCAGAAACUUCAGGGCGUGGUGUGACACAUCACCCCCACGCCAAGGCUGAACCGACUCCAGGAUCCCCCUCAGUGUUCGGUGCAGCAUCUCGCCCUGACGAGACGGUGGUGGUAAGGGCUCUGGAAAAAGGGGAUGCGAAAAGCAGCUCCCAGGUGGGAGCAGCUUGGGGGAAGGAAAGGGGGAGAGAAGAAGACGACGGAGGGACAGAGAAAGUAGAGGGAUUGGGCUUGGAGGAAGAGCAGUCGUUCUGGGAGACAGAGGUGCUUCGCGGUGAGGAGAGGAGGAGGAGGGGGCGUGCAAGUGCGGAGGGAGUUGUGGCAGGUGAAGAAGAUGCAGUGGUGGCUUCUGAGCGUGGAGAGCGAGCGGGCAGCCUGGACCGGGUAACGCCGGCAGCCCCGAGGGAAUCUGUUAGCGUGGGUCGAGGGGAGGGGGAGAUGGGUCCUACAGAGUCGGGAGAACCCCCCGAGAUUGACGUCCCUGUGAAGCCUGCAGGAGAGGAGCUUGCAGGACGAGGGGAAGCUGGAGAGGUGGUGAAAGGUGGGGUCAGAAAUGGUCAUGAUUCCUCGGUAGCGUUGAGCCUGGAGGAGAGGAUGGCCCAGGAAGGCACCAAGAUCAUGUUCAGCAAGAAGAUGUGUCUGGAACAUGAUGAGAAGCUGAUAUCGUAUCUCUCCAUGCUCCGAGAUAUCGAGAUGAGAAUCAAACGGGUGCAGCCGGCGGAGCAGAAUUUGGGAGCCCUGCACAACCUGCUGGAGCAGGCGGAGGCCCUGGGCGCUGAGCUGCAGGAGCUGAGCUUCCCAGUGAAUCAGGAGUUGGACGCCGUGAAGUGGAUCGUGGCCAACCCCCCUGAAGAAGUCCCUGAGCAAUUACUGAAGGCUUUGGAGAAGGAUGCCAAGAACCUCCAGAAGUCUCUGAGCUCUGCGAGUGAUGUCCUGGAGUCCCGGCUGCAAAACCUUCGCGGGGCGGCAGAAACUGAAAAGGCUAAAAUUCUGGCACAUCAUGAGACUCUCCAGGGCAAACUCCAGGAGCUGCUGAGCUGGGUCUCUGGUACCGCAGAGUCGCUGGACAGCAGCGAUUACCGCCACGCGACUGAUGCGGACAGCUUGAGUCGCUGCCUGCAGCACUACAAGGAGCUGAAAGAGCCCCUCGCUGACACCAAGUCUCAGCUCGACGCCACUGCCUUCGACAUCCAGUUCCUUAUCUCAGAGCACGCCCAGGACUUAACCCCUCAGCAGAGCCGGCGGCUGCUGCGGAUGCUCCAUGAGCUGCAGAAGGCUUUCCAGGACCUGUCGGAGCGUGUGACGGCACGGGCGGAGGUCCUGCGGGUCUGUCUCCAGCAAGUGGAGCGGACGGAUCAGGUGAAGACGCUGCAGGAGCAGCAGGCAGCCCGGGCACAGAGCCUGGCCGAGCUGAAAUUUUUUGGCGAGGCAGAGGACAGGCUGGCCGAGCAGCAGAGAGCAGCCAGCGAAGGGGACCUGUCCGUCUUGCAGCAGAGGCAAAGUGAUGUUAAGGAGCUGCAGAGGAACAUGCACACCCGAGCUGCCUCCUUCGCCAGUGUCCUGAAAAGCACAGAGGAGUUUUUGGAGGAGAACAAGGCAAAGAUGGAGCCUGGGGAGCUGGCAACACUGCAGGAGAAGCUCCAGCGUGCCAAGGAGCAGUACCAGUCCCUGCAGGAGAGAACAGAGAUGGCCCAGAAGGAGCUGGAGAGCGCUGUGACUGCCGCAGUGCAGCAGGAGACUGAAAAGGUGAAAGCUGCCAAAGAGCUGGAGGAGAACAGCAAUAAGAUCGAUUCCCUGUUGAACUGGGUGGCAUCCCUGGAGCAGAAGGGAGGGCUCCUGGAGUACAGACCGCACCCCAUCAAGCAAAUGCCAGGGGUGCGAGCAGGGACAGGCACUCGAGACGUCCCCGACGGCCACGUCGUGGGAGCAGACAGCGCUGCCGGGAGCCUGGAUGAGCAGUACGAGAGGCUGAAGGCCCAGCACCAGGAGCUGCUGUCCCAGCAGCAAGACGUCAUCCUGGCCACGCAGUCGGCACAGGCUUUCCUGGACAAGCGUGGCCACAACCUGGCUGGGGAGGAGCGGGACCGGCUCCAGGGCCGGCUGGCAGAGCUGAAGGACCAGUACGCGGCUUCCCUCUCGCAGUCGGAAACGCGGCUGAAGCAAGUGCAAGUGCUGCGGGACGAGCUGCAGAAGUUCUUGCAGGAUCAUGGGGAGUUUGAGGCUUGGCUGAAGCAAGCGGAGCAGGAUCUGGAGGGGAUGUACAAGGGGGACAGCGACCCUGCGGCCCUCCGGCAGCUGCUCCUGCGGCAGGGGAGCUUCUCAGAAGAUGUGAUCUCCCACAAAGGUGACCUGCGGUUUGUUACCAUGUCGGGGCAGAAGGUGCUGGAUGUGGAGGGAGCUGCUGGGGAUGCAGGGUCCCAGUCGCUGAUGUCCGGGAGCGUGGUCAAGAGCAAGCUGGAGGAUGCGACGCAGCGAUACACCGCGCUACACUCCAAGUGCACCAAGCUCGGCUCCCACCUGAACACCUUGCUGGAUCACUACCAGCAGUUCCAGGAGGUGGUGGAGUCUCUUGGGACGUGGCUGCAGGAGAGCGAAGCUGCUGUUGGGAAGCUGCUCUCGGAGACGGUUUCUUCAGAUCCAACCGUUCUGCAAAAGCAGCUCACCAGUGCUAAGCAGCUGCAGGGAGACCUCGCUGAGCAUCAGGUGCCGGUGGAGAAGCUCCAGAAAGCAGCUCGGUCCCUGCUGGAGGUCCAAGGGGAACCGGCCCCGGACCACAGUCACAUUCAGGACACAACAGAUGCCAUCGUGAGUCGCUUCCAGAGCCUCUCCCAGCAGAUGGGCGAGCGCUCGGACCUGCUGCAGAAAUCCAUCGCCCAGUCCCAGAGUGUCCAGGAGAGCCUGGAGAGCCUGCUCCAGUCGGUGGCUGAGAUCGAGAAGAACCUGGAGGGAGAGCAGCCAGCCACGCUCUCCUCCGCCUCCAUCCAGGACUCGCUUGCCACGAGUGCGAAGCUGAAGCAGGACAUCGCCAGGCAGAAGAGCUGCCUGGAAGCCACCCGUGAGAUGGUGACACGGUUCAUGGAGGCGGCCGACAGCCCCACGGCCUCAGCCCUGCAGGGCAAGCUGGCAGAGGUGACGGAGCGUUUUGGCAGGCUGUGCCAGCGGCAGCAGGAGAGGGAGGACGCGCUGAAGGGCCUCCUCCCCAAGGUUGAGCAGUACGAACAGCUCUCGGAGAAGUUACAGCAGUUCACGGAGAGCAGAGCACGGAUGUUGGCAUCUGGGAAUCAGCCCGAUCGGGACAUCGCUCGCUUCUCCCAGCACAUCCAGGAACUGAAUUUGGAGAUGAGGCAGCACCAGGAGGACCUGGCCACGCUGGAGCACCUGGCUGCGGAGCUGGGCUCCUGCGGCUUCGCCCCCGGCACCUCCCAGCAGCAGGAGAAGCUGCAGAGCCUGAAGAAAGAUUUUCUGCAGCUGCAGAAGGUGGCAAAAGAGCGGUGA
Molecule: messenger RNA, 11490 nt
Organism: Cariama cristata (Red-legged seriema)
Lineage: Eukaryota; Metazoa; Chordata; Aves; Cariamiformes; Cariamidae
Product: microtubule-actin cross-linking factor 1, isoforms 1/2/3/5-like
Biological process (GO): wound healing; intermediate filament cytoskeleton organization
Cellular component (GO): cytoskeleton; cytoplasm; membrane
Molecular function (GO): structural molecule activity; protein binding
Source: RefSeq, a predicted model, not a curated record